This is a messenger RNA of Phytophthora infestans T30-4, 1193 nucleotides long. RefSeq lists its product as uncharacterized. NCBI's taxonomy places the organism in Eukaryota, Oomycota, Peronosporomycetes, Peronosporales, Peronosporaceae. The record is from RefSeq and is a predicted model, not a curated record. The transcript has a single exon. Gene Ontology annotation, biological process: lipid droplet organization; lipid storage. Bases 27 to 1193 code for a protein of 388 amino acids. Gene Ontology annotation, cellular component: endoplasmic reticulum membrane.
GGAAAGAAGAAGACCCAACUGUGACGAUGGCUUCGUGGGUGCCAUGGACGCUGAUGCUGGCGCUGCUACCGACAAGCGCGACGGAGUUGCUGAAGGACGAGGCUGAGCGUCAACGUCUGCGCGACGAGCUCACGCGUAUGGCUAAGAAUUACUUCAAGCUGCUGCUGCUCUGGGCCUUCCGCGCCGCGCAGAUCUUCGCUGGCAUCUCGUUCCUCUUCGCCACGGCCUCGCUGCUCUAUGCAUUUAUGUACUACCUUGUCAUCCCGUCUAGAUUCCAUGAACAAGACAUUUUCUUCAACUAUGGGAAUCGCCACAUGGACAUUUAUGUCCAGGGGGGGCAAACGCCUAUUAUCCCAACGGCGUCUUUGGAACUGCAGGAUCCGGUACAUCAGUGGCAGUCAUUUGUGGUCAAGCCUGACGAGCCAACGCAGCCUGUACUUGUCCCUGGUGUAAUGUACGACGUGAUCGUGGAGCUGACAGUGCCAGAGUCGCGAACCAACGCGGAGGUUGGUGUAUUCAUGGUAUCGACGACGUUAUACUCAAACCAGGAGAGGGGACUAGCAGCGAGUGCUCGACCUGUGACGCUGCAUGACAUGCCGGCGCCUGUGCGCUGGAUGAGACUAGCAUUUUGGCUCAUGCCCUACGCGUUGGGCUUUACGGAACCUGCUCAGACGCUUCGCGUGACAGCGAUCAACGGAUACCAGGAGAGCACCGAGUACCCUCUCACGCGCGUGGACAUUGAGCUGAACACGCCAAAGCUACAGGUCUACUCGGCCAAGCUUACAGUAAUUGCGCAGCUGACAGGUCUUCGGUAUUUAAUGUACCAUUGGGCAGUACCGACAGCGAUUUUGUUCAUUCUGAACAUUGUCUUCUUGGAAGCACUGGCACUGAUCAUUUUGUACGCGGUGUACGCUCUACCGCAGCUGGACGAGGAAGCAGCUGCUGACGCUGCGGUGCUGGAAGCUGCGGCUGCUGAUGCACGUGAUAAGGCGAAAAAGUUGUUCGAGACGGACUCGGCACCAGAGACUGAGGGUAUGGAGAAUGAAAAGAGCAAGACGCUGAUUGACGAGGUGGCAUUUACUACAACGAGUAUGGAGACAUUGUCGGCGGUGGUUGAGGAAGCAUCUGAGGACGUGGACGAUAUGAAGGAAGAGAAGGUGGAAGUGAAGAAGGAGCCUGUAGUUGACGAGUAA